AUGGGCUGCGGCUCCAGCCGUGGCACCUUGGCGCAACGCUUGGAGGGCCUGGAUGGCGAGGCCGCGAAAGCCUUGGUGGCCAAAGAAGUCCAGAAGGGACUCGAUUUGAACUCCGCUGACGGCACAAUCCUCGCAGAGGCAGUCCUUCGCCGUGUCAAGGCAAAAGCAUUGGAGGCCCUGUUGGUCGCUGGUGCCAAGAUCACUUCGGAGGUCCAUUUGGCGCUGCUCACGCGGCUCGAUGCGAGUCAUGGGGACGACCCCCGGUCGGUAGUAAAGGUCUUCGUGGACCAUGGGCUUGAUGUGAACCUGGUGGACCCCAGUACGGUUCUUUCCUGGAUCUCGCUGGCACGGGACCACAAGAUCGGGUCAAUGAUGGUCAAUGCCAAGGUGAAAAUGGUGGUGGUCGGACACUUCUCAUCGCAGCAAUACGCUCAGGCGACGUGCACCUUGUCGAGGAGACCUGAUCUGGAACGCCGUGCAGCGGAGCUGCCCCUGUGGUAG
This is a messenger RNA of Cladocopium goreaui, 501 nucleotides long. Lineage: Eukaryota; Dinophyceae; Suessiales; Symbiodiniaceae. The record is from the annotation of a GenBank genome assembly.